UAGUUGCAUCUGAUUAAGUGAGACUUUGCACGGCUUCCGUAGACUCUGAUCGGAGUGCUGAUUAUGUAGAUUAUCCAGGAUCAGAGCAAGUUUCAGCAGCUGUCAAGAUGUGUUCUCUUGUUAUGAUCGCAGCUCGUUUUCUGGGUUCCCGUAUAAACGUAUUCUUUUAAAUCACGCUUGAUAGAUAAAUCUGGCACCGUCUCGGUGAUGAAAACGAGCAAAGACAAUUCUAUAACUUCGGCAUCUAAAGCUGCUGCAAUGCCCAAGACUGCAGGAUCGUUGAUGGGAACUUUCUACUCUCUGAAGGAGAAUAAAGGCAACAUAGGAGGGACCUUUGAAGAUAUUUUGGAAGAACGGCGAAAUUCCAGCGAUUUUCGAUAUGCCACUAAAAGUUUUACGCCAAUGAUUUACAAAGAUCUUACUCCGUGCAGGCCAAGUGUUCUGAAAUCCAUUGUUAUUGAUUCUGAUCAGAUGCAAUAUGUAAUGAAACAGAUCAGCCUGGAGACUGGUGAACCCUUUGAUAUUAUUCAGGAACAAGCUUGUGAGAUCUUGGAUGAAAUGGGUCACAAUCUGAAAUUAGGUGCAAUUCGAAUAUUUGCUCUGGGUUUAUGCAAGAUCUUCAAAAGGCUUUAUGGGAAAGUAUUUUGCAAUGUGGAAGGUAUUCAGAAGCUGGCAAAAGCUGUUCAAGAAUAUCCUGUUGUCUUGUUGCCCAGCCAUCGAAGCUACAUUGACUUUUUGUUGAUAUCGUACAUUAUGUUCACCUAUGACCUAGCAAUUCCCGUGAUUGCUGCAGGAGAAGAUCUCAGCCGCAUGACACUUAUUGGACGUCUCCUUCGCUCAUCUGGUGCCUUUUUUAUAAGACGUACAUUUCAGGGGAACAAACUUUAUUGGGCAGUGUUUUCAGAAUACGUGAAGACUAUGCUACGGACUGGCUUUGCUCCUUUGGAGUUUUUCAUUGAAGGUCAAAGAAGCAGGACAGGCAAGGCUAUACAUCCAAGGCUGGGGCUUUUGAAUGUUGUUAUGGAGCCAUUCUUAAAAGGAGAAGUAUUUGAUACUUACCUCGUUCCCGUCAGCAUCAGCUAUGAAAGAUUAUUAGAGGAAGAAUUCUAUGCGCAAGAACUUUUAGGAGCUCAAAAACCCAAAGAAUCCACAUCAGGUUUGAUGAAAGCCAGGAAGCUUCUAAGUGAGAAUUUUGGAAAUAUCCACAUUCACUUCGGACAGCCAUUGUCUUUACAGUCACUAGCUUCUGGGAGAAUAAAUCGCUCUGAAUAUAAUCUUACCCCAAGGCAUCUAUCACAUCGACCAUCGGAGGGUAUUCAAAAGUUUAUAACAGAAAUAGCCUAUAAAAUAGAGCUUCACCAAAUAGCCAACAUGGUCAUCAGCCCUGGAGCCUUGAUAGCAGCCAUUUUGUUGCAGAAUUUACCGGCUUUGAACUUCAAAAUGCUGAUUGAAAAAACACUGUGGCUGAAGGAUUUAACAGAAGCCUUUGGAGGAAAUUUAGAAUGGCCUGGUAACAUACCUUUUGAUGAAGUGGUUCGGUCCAGUCUACACCUACAUUCAAACUUUAUGAGCCUUAUGGGUGACCAGGUAGUUUUGCUUGAACAUAGUAAUCAUGACAUGGCCGAAGACUUGGUGAACAGACGAGCAGCCACAUAUCUGAUAGGCGCCUCCUACAGAAACCAGCUGGUUAAUGUUUACAUACGGCCUGCUCUGGUUGUAUUGGCUUGUAAAUUGGCACAAACGUUCAAGAAAGAUGAUGUUUACAAAUCAUUUACAUUUCUGAGAAGAGUUCUUUUUAGAGAGUUCAUAUUUUUCCCAGGAUAUGAAGAACAGGACUUUGAAGAAGGCUGUUCCUUGCUUGGCAAAUAUGAUGCUAUUCACAUAACAUCAGAUGAAAUGAUCUCAGCCGAUACCCAUGUCACUUGCUUUUUAUUCAGAAUGCUGCAUCCUGUUCUUGAAGGCUACCAGUUAGCUUGCACCUACCUUACACAGGAUAUGUUUGAGAAUUUUACAGAAAAACAAUAUAUAUCUGGUAUGAGAAGUUUUGUCUUCCAAAGUAUUGCAACAGGAGCCAGCAGUUGUUAUGAAACCUUGUCUUCUGAUAUGUUAAAGAACUCACUGGCAUCUUUAGUGAAUCUAGGUGUUGUGGAGGCCAGUAAAUCGUCAAGUGGAACAACAUUUAUUGCACAUAGAAAGACAGCAAAGGAUAUGGUGACACUACUUGAACCACAUGAAGGAAAAUUCCCAGCAGCCAGACUCUAAGGAUCUUAACCAAAUUUCACAUUCCAUCUCCAGUGGUGGCCGCUUGACAAAAAUAAAAUUUAUUGAAACUCAGAAGCCAGCUCUCAGCAUGCAGUCCAUGGAAGAGCUACAAUAACCAUGUCAUUCAACAGAUACCACUGUGAAAUACUACAUUAAGCAUUCAUCUGUUGAAACAUGUACAGCAUAAAACUCAGUCAAGACUGCAGCCACUAAAUUGAAACUCAGUAAAUGUUUUUACUAUAGACCA
Messenger RNA from Nanorana parkeri, 2509 nucleotides. RefSeq names its product dihydroxyacetone phosphate acyltransferase-like. Gene Ontology annotation, biological process: ether lipid biosynthetic process. NCBI's taxonomy places the organism in Eukaryota, Metazoa, Chordata, Amphibia, Anura, Dicroglossidae. The record is from RefSeq and is a predicted model, not a curated record. Bases 208 to 2262 code for a protein of 684 amino acids. Gene Ontology annotation, cellular component: peroxisomal membrane; mitochondrial membrane. The transcript has 16 exons. Gene Ontology annotation, molecular function: glycerone-phosphate O-acyltransferase activity.